AUUUUUUUCUGUUUGCGCUUCAUACCAUACUAUAAUAAGCUCACUUUUUUUAAAAAAAAUCUUUUUUCUCUUCUUUUUUUGAUAUUUAGACCUCGAUGCUAUCAAAGGACUUGACGCCUAACUCUAAGGCUGUCAAUAUUAUUCGUCCCAUAAACCAACAAACUCAACAAAGACCAGAAGACCCUCAUCUCUUUCAGUUCUCUCACCAACAGACUAGCAAUAACUUUUCUUCUUCCACAAAUUCUUCUUCCUGUACAUUUUCAACCGCGUCCACUGUGAAUACACUUUAUAAUAAUACUGUUUUUACUUCUUCACCCAUGAUUCGCCAACCAUCUGCAGAAAGCAAUCCCGGCCUGUCUUUCUUUUGCCAAUCUCCAACUUCAAAUAAUCACAACAUUAUCACUAAAAACCAGCAAACGAAAGGCACGCAACAAAAGAAUGCCUCUUUUGAAGUAACUCCUACAGCGCCUGUUCAACAAAAACAGCCUCUUGUGAUUAGUCGCAUCAACCUGUCCAAUUUUAAUCGACGUUCGAUUACACCUCCUCCAGUAGUUCCGACAACCGACAAUGAUGGUAUCACAACAUUGGAUGAUAUUGAAGAUGAAGAAGAAGACGACGACGAUGACGAUCUAGUAAACUCAGAAGAUGAUGAUAUCGAUAUGGAGGUAGAAAAUAAGCCAAUACCUCAACAACAGCUCAGAAGAACGCCUUCUUCCUAUAACCCUUUAUUUGGCGUUAUGAGUGGAGGUCUAGGUUCUUUUCUCUUGAGAGGCACCAUGGCAACACAAGCAAAAACACAAGCAGACGAAGCAAGAGUGCAUCGAAAGAUAGAAGACUUAGAAAUAGAAAAGAAAUCGUUGAUGACAUUAAAUCAGACUCUAGAGACUGUAGUAAAAGAACAGUCCAAUACGAUAAGUGAUUUACAGAACAAACUAGCUGCAGAGACCACUGACGCCUGGCUUAGAUACAAGUUUAAGUAAAAAUGGUAUUAUGUCUUCCAGCGAUAUUGGUAUUAUGGACUCGUCUGAUUUGGAAAAAUGUUUGCAAGACGAAGAUGAUGCAUUUGAAAGAAUUCGCGCUAUGCUACUAGAGUUGAUUGAACAAGCACAAGCAGCUGUAGCAGAAGACAAAGAGUCGCAAGACUAUCAAG
This is a messenger RNA of Gilbertella persicaria, 1150 nucleotides long. RefSeq lists its product as uncharacterized. NCBI's taxonomy places the organism in Eukaryota, Fungi, Mucoromycota, Mucoromycetes, Mucorales, Choanephoraceae. The transcript has 4 exons. The record is from RefSeq and is a predicted model, not a curated record. The coding region runs from base 96 to 980 and encodes 294 amino acids.